Messenger RNA from Penicillium manginii, 2397 nucleotides. RefSeq names its product DNA replication licensing factor MCM7. Lineage: Eukaryota; Fungi; Ascomycota; Eurotiomycetes; Eurotiales; Aspergillaceae. Gene Ontology annotation, biological process: DNA replication initiation; DNA strand elongation involved in DNA replication; DNA replication. Gene Ontology annotation, cellular component: nucleus; MCM complex. The transcript is spliced from 5 exons. Gene Ontology annotation, molecular function: single-stranded DNA helicase activity; ATP hydrolysis activity; single-stranded DNA binding. The record is from RefSeq and is a predicted model, not a curated record. Bases 1 to 2397 code for a protein of 798 amino acids.
AUGGCUUUGCUCCAAUACCAGGCGCCGGUCGACUACGCCGCCCAAUUGGAUGGCUUUAAGGAUUUUCUUCAGCAUUUCAAGACUCUCCAGUCGUCCUCGGAAGCUGCAGCGACCGAGGCCCUGGAGGAUCUGAACAUUGACGGAAAUCGCACCAGUGAUGAAUACGAUUUUAUGGACGACGCUGACGAUGGAGAGGGAGCCCAGACCCGUGGUGCGAGGAGGCGUCGUGAGCCGAAGCUCAAGUACAUGCAGAUUCUGCAGGAUAUCUCCAACCGCGACGCUUCCAACAUUGUGAUUGAGCUUGAUGAUCUGGACAUUUACGAGAAAUCCCUCCCCGAGGAGCAGCAGUCAUUGAACCUUGUCGGAUCAAUCCAGAAAAACACUAAGCGUUAUGUCGAUGUUUUUUCGCAGGCAGUGGACUCGGUCAUGCCAAAGGAGACUAAGGAUGUCACAUUCAAGGAUGAUGUCUUGGAUGUCAUCAUGUCGCAACGUGAUAAGCGCAACGAGACGUUGGAGAUGGCACAGGAGGCCGAUAUGGAUGCCGCAGACCCUGCCGCCUUGUUCCCCCCCGAACUCACCCGUCGAUACACCCUCAACUUCAAACCUCUUACUCCCUCCGGUUCCAGUGACGAUCGGGCUGGCAAGGCCCUCGCUGUCCGUAAUGUGCGCGGAGAGCACCUGGGUAGCCUGAUCACUGUGCGCGGCAUCACUACUCGUGUCUCUGAUGUCAAGCCCGCCGUUGAGAUCAAUGCCUACACCUGUGACCGCUGCGGCUGUGAAGUUUUCCAGCCUGUCAAUACGAAGCAGUUCCUUCCUCUCUCUGAGUGCUUGUCCAACGAGUGUAAGACGAACAACUCCAAGGGUCAACUGUUCCUUUCCACCCGAGCUUCCAAGUUUGUUCCCUUCCAGGAGGUCAAGAUCCAAGAAAUGGCAGACCAAGUGCCUGUUGGUCAUAUUCCCCGCUCCCUUACUAUUCACUGCCACGGUGCCCAGACCCGGCAAUUGAACCCUGGUGAUGUCGUUGACAUUGCUGGAAUCUUCCUGCCUACACCCUACACUGGCUUCCGCGCCAUUCGUGCCGGUCUUCUGACGGACACCUACUUGGAAGCCCAGCACAUCACCCAACACAAGAAGUCUUACAACGACAUUGGCAUGGACAGCCGGACCUUGCGCAAGAUUGACCAGCACAUGAAGUCCGGCCAGAUGUACGAAUAUCUGUCGCGAUCUAUCGCUCCCGAGAUUUUCGGACACCUCGACGUCAAGAAAGCUUUGCUAUUGCUCUUGAUCGGUGGUGUCAGCAAGGAGAUGGGUGAUGGUAUGCACAUUCGUGGCGACAUUAACAUCUGCCUGAUGGGUGACCCCGGUGUGGCCAAAUCCCAAUUGCUCCGUUACAUCACGAAGGUCGCUCCUCGCGGCGUGUAUACUACUGGUCGUGGUAGCAGUGGUGUCGGUCUCACCGCCGCCGUGAUGAGGGACCCUGUCACAGACGAAAUGAUGCUGGAGGGAGGUGCUCUGGUUCUUGCAGACAACGGUAUCUGCUGUAUUGAUGAAUUCGAUAAGAUGGAGGACUCCGAUCGUACCGCCAUUCACGAAGUGAUGGAACAACAGACCAUUUCCAUCUCGAAGGCUGGCAUAAACACCACCCUAAACGCUCGCACAUCGAUCCUGGCCGCGGCCAACCCCCUCUAUGGCCGUUACAACCCUCGCAUCUCGCCUGUUGAGAACAUCAACCUCCCCGCUGCUCUCCUCUCUCGUUUCGAUGUGAUGUUCCUCCUUUUGGACACCCCUACUCCGGAAGGUGACGAAGAGCUUGCCGCCCACGUUACCUAUGUCCAUAUGCACAACAAGCACCCCGAAAACGAAGACGCUGGAGCACGCACCUUCCGACCUGUUGUGCCUUCUAACGUCUCUGACUACAUGGUCGGCGCAUAUGUGGCUAUGCGCAAGAGACAAAAGAAGGACGAGGCAAACAAGAAGCAAUUCUCCCACGUUACCCCUCGUACUCUCUUGGGUAUCGUCCGUCUCUCGCAAGCACUCGCUCGUCUUCGCUUCAGCGAGGAGGUUGUCCGCGAGGAUGUUGACGAGGCUCUGCGUCUCAUCGAGGUCAGCAAGGCCUCUCUGUCCAACGAUGGCGAAUCCGGUGCCGACUACACCCCCAGCAGCAAGAUCUACAAGUUGAUCGGUACCCUGCGGGAGAGUGGAGCCGCCGCAAUGGGAGAUGGUGACGACAGUGAGAUGAGUGUCAGACGUAUUCGUGAGCGUGUCUUGGCCAAGGGCUUCACCGAUGACCAGCUUACCACCACCCUCCAAGAAUAUGCCGACCUUGGUGUCUGGCUUAUUACUGGCGAGGGCUCGCGCCUCAUGUUUGUCGAGGGCGACGACGAGAUGGUCGCCUAA